Molecule: messenger RNA, 225 nt
Organism: Clunio marinus
Lineage: Eukaryota; Metazoa; Arthropoda; Insecta; Diptera; Chironomidae
Source: the annotation of a GenBank genome assembly
AUGUUUGCAAUUCUAAUUCGCGAUGAUGACUCAGAUUAUGCCAAUAGUUCACACUUCAUGACAUAUGAUGAAUUUCCCACUAUAACUAAACGAAAUGAAUGUCCAAAUAUUAAAGCAAAAUUAGAAAGAAAAACUUCAACAGAAGCGCAACAAAUUCAGGAACUUUUCUAUUCCAGACGUUCAAUAAAUUUUUCUUUAAUUUUUCUUGUAAAAGCUGUUUUGUGA